AUGGCAGCAUCAGCAGCACUACCAACCAUUUUCGAGGACAAGACACCACACACGUUUUCGAACGGUGGUGGUCAAAUCGUGUAUGAAGACAGUGGCGAGACGGGAAACGACAAAGUCAUUUUAUGUCUCCCUGGAAUCGGAGAUAUAAGGCAAAGUUACCGAUUCCUUGCACCAAAAUUACGACAAGCUGGAUACCGUGUGCUCGUUAGUGAGUUGCGAGCUAGUGGUGACUCGAAAUCAGCUGGGUUUACGGAUUUCAGGCCAGAGGAUUCUGCGUCUGACGCAUUGGCUGUCCUGGCCGCAGCUGGCGUAUCGCAUGCAACCAUUGUAUGCAACUCGUUUACCGGUGCUUCCAGUUUUUAUAUUGCGGGUACUCAUGCUGAUAAGGUGGAUGCGAUCAUAUGUCUUGGUGGGAUUGUGAGGGAUCAGAGUGCUGACACAUAUUUCAGACCAAUAAGUCACCUACUCUUCAACUCAUUAUGGGGAGCGUCUAGCUGGGUUGGAUACUGGAAGUCCCUAUUCAAAAAGACUCCACCGUCAGACCUGGAAACACAAGCCAACGCCAUCUUCCAAAACUUGAAAAAGGAUGCAGGGCAGAUUGCAGCGUUGGGCAAGAUGGUGAGGGCGACAAAGAAUAAUUGUUUUGCGGUUGCGAGUAAGAUUACCGCUCCAGUGUUGCUAGUGGUUGGCACAGCAGACCCCGAUUUCGCGAAUCCAUUGAAAGAGAUGGAAGAUGUUUCUAAGUCGUUGACUUCGUCUCGGAAGGUUGAGAUUAAGAGUAUGGAAGGGCUAGGACAUUACUGCCAUGUAGAGGCUCCUGAAAUAGUGGGAGAAUUCAUCCUCGGCUUCUUGAAAGACCUGCAGUAA
Molecule: messenger RNA, 867 nt
Organism: Synchytrium microbalum
Lineage: Eukaryota; Fungi; Chytridiomycota; Chytridiomycetes; Synchytriales; Synchytriaceae
Exons: 7
Coding region: 1-867 (288 amino acids)
Molecular function (GO): catalytic activity
Source: RefSeq, a predicted model, not a curated record